UCAUGAGAUUUAUUUUACAGUGGAGUAAUAACUCACUCACACGUGGUCUCCUUUUUCUCCUCCUCCUCAGAAGAAGAAUGAAAAACACUCAAGAGGAAACUUUUCAGUGGUUUUCAUACAGAAAAAUAGACAAUAUUUCACAGUAUUGAUGCAAGGAAAUUUUUUCUACAUCCUCUUUAUCAUUCAUAUAUUUUUUUUUUUAAGAAGUGCGAGAAAAGAAACACAACCAAGGACAAAAUUUCAUUAUAACUCGUGAUAAUGAUGUGUAACAGUGAGUUUUUUAACACUUUCUGUUGACACUCAAGUCAUUAGGAGUGCAAUUGAAAGGCCACAAUUCAUACACGCAGACUUUUCCCCGCCACAUUCAAUGGAUAACUUAAUAGCCAAAUAAUGCGGCUUUUGUGUCUCUUCUACUCUUCAGUGCAUUUUAACAGAAAGAAAAUUUCCAAAUGCGCGUGUAAUGUCAAUAGAAAAGAGGUGUCUUCAAUUGUAAAUAAUCAUUUUCCUACGACGUACAACGCCUGAGUUUCUCAAGAUAGAGAGGAAGCGUCAAAUUUAAUGCUGUGCUGAACUACAUUUUUCUUAAUCACCCGACAAUUGAACGUACUUAACAUGUCAAUAAUACUCUCGACCUCUCGGUAUCAUGUGAAGAUCGCUAAUUCAGCAAGAAUUAGAGCUUCAUGGGUAACACGUAAAAAAAGGCCAAAUGUCCACCUUAUUUGUCAGCGUAAUCCAAGCAGUCAACAGACAUUUCGUCAUUCGACAUUACACAAAAUCCAAUUGUGUAUUAAUUUCAAUUAGCAAAAACCCAAGUGAAGUGCGUGUAAAGAUGACAAAAGGACUCCAGAGAGGAUACAUAAUAUUUCUCCUGCUUUUCGCGAGUGAAUUGCUAGUGACAAGUGCUCACAAUGUCGACUACAGUCGAGAAUACAGUGAAUAUGUUGAGAAAAUUAAUGAAAAUGACUACAUUAGUAAUGAAGAUGUGGAGUUAAUUGGGCCACAGGCUGUGAAUCACGGAUCAAUUGACGACAAUGAUGAUCAAGAGACCGAUAUCUUUCAGUCUGCACCACCGCAAGUUCAUUGCAUCCAUCGCGAUAGGGGUCGAAUAUGUGACUGUGGAUUUCGCAAUGAGGAGGCUGUGCUGCCGCGAAUGAUGGGAAGCAUUGCUCAUGUAACAGUGAGCAACUGCAAAUUCGUUAGGGUAUUGAAUGGCACCUUCGACACCCUCGACAUCCUCACUCAGGUCGCCUUCAUCAACAUCGAGCAUCUCGUGCUGGACGAGAAUUCUCUGUCUUUUGCACGAGCAUCGCUUCAAUUGAGAGUUUCACUGUCCUUCACCAAUGUCAUCAUCGAGCAGAUCCCUUCGUACGCCAUCAAUGGAUUCAUCCUUGGGAUAUCCUUCGACCGAUGCCGCAUUGGACACAUCAAUUCAUUCGCUGUGACAGGAAUAAGACAUUCACUUGAGAGCUUCGCCAUCUGGAACACAUUCAUCAGUCGAAUAGAGCAUCAAGCAUUUAAGAAGUUCACUUGUGGCCAAUUCCAAAUCACCAACACGACAGUGAAUGGACAAUUGUCCUCGCGCAGUUUCUACGAUAUCGACGUAAAUCAAGCCUUGCUCAUUUCAGAAAACACCUUCUUAUCCCGGAUUCACUCGAGAGCUUUUGACUUUAGAGUUGUCAAUCUCGCUAGUAUUUUCCGGAACAAAUUUGGCGGAUUGAGUGGAGAAAGUUUCAUUAUGUCAGUCAGACAGAUGCCAAUGAUAACCGAGAACAAUAUGACUCUCGUUCAACCGCGAGCAUUCACUUCAAUAGUGAUUGAGAGAGAAGUUCUGAGGCGUCUCACGGAGCCAAUGUUCCUCGAUUUCUCCCGCAACAAUCUGGACACGCCCGAUGGACCUGAACCACUUGUGUUCGCCCCAGAGUUUAGACUGAUUUACACCAGAAAUCAGUAUAUGACUCCUAUAACUUGUGAGCAAAUCAUUCAGAUUCAGGACAAUGAGUUCUUCAAUCAAUUCUCCAGUGAAACCUUCUUCAGACUCCGUGACUACAUGAUCGAUAAGAAUGUCGAGUUCAGUCGACAAGAAGAUUUUCACUCAUUUGCCCACAUCAUUGAGAAUUUCUGCAUAGAAACAUCCUACUUCUGGUACAUCAUCCUAGGCGUUGGACUCUUCAUUCUCCUGCUGCUGUUCAUCCUCAUAAUAAUUCUGUGUGUUUGGUGGCGCAGAAGAAAGGCAAGGAAAUUGGAUAUAAUCAAGCCAGAGGGUAAAACAUACCGUGAAACACAAAUUGUCAUGCAAAUUGAAAAUCAUGGACUCUUGAAGACUGAACUGUAGAAAUUUCUUAUCUUAUAGCAACAUUGCCAACAUUAAUUUAUGAGUUAUAUACAAAACAGAGUGACUAGUUUUGAGGUGAUUUCUUAAAAUGCUAAGUCAAUUGUGAUUCAAUGUUCCUAAAGGAAAAAUAAAUAGAAACUAGAAUAGACAA
This is a messenger RNA of Phlebotomus argentipes, 2483 nucleotides long. RefSeq lists its product as uncharacterized. Bases 707 to 2332 code for a protein of 541 amino acids. NCBI's taxonomy places the organism in Eukaryota, Metazoa, Arthropoda, Insecta, Diptera, Psychodidae. The transcript is spliced from 4 exons. The record is from RefSeq and is a predicted model, not a curated record.